Molecule: messenger RNA, 4194 nt
Organism: Morchella sextelata
Lineage: Eukaryota; Fungi; Ascomycota; Pezizomycetes; Pezizales; Morchellaceae
Exons: 6
Coding region: 1-4194 (1397 amino acids)
Biological process (GO): transmembrane transport
Cellular component (GO): membrane
Molecular function (GO): ATP binding; ATP hydrolysis activity; ABC-type transporter activity
Source: RefSeq, a predicted model, not a curated record
AUGAAUUCUUCCAACGAAUGGAGCAAAAAUGCAUAUGAAAAGGAGGUACCUGGGCUUCCGCCCGCGUUGGCGGAUGACAUAGAGGGCGCUGGUGCGGCGAAGAAGGACAGCGCGUGGAGAAAGAAAAGGCAGUUGAACCCGCUGCGAUGGCAAAAAGUACCUCCGGUGCCAGAGAACUCGAGUGUGAGCAGGGAGGCAGCUGCCGGCUUCUUCAGUAAGCUUACCUUAAGCUGGAUUGGGCCGUUGAUGAAGGUUGGAUAUCUACGACCUCUUGAGCCUACGGACAUCCCACAUGUUGCGCCGGAUAGAUCAUCAGCAAUACUUACAGAGAAACUUACGGCCUCAUUCAACAGACGACGGGAGAGAGGUGACAAAUACCCUCUCCUCUGGUCCCUCAAUGAUGUCUUCAGGCGAGAGUUUUGGUUUGCCGGAGUUUGUAGGUUGAUGGCAGAUAUCAUCUUAGUUCUUUCACCGUUUGUCCUAAAAUAUCUCAUUCGUUUUGCCGUCGACGCCUACGUCGCUAAAGAAAAGGGAACAGCUGGGCCCCACAUCGGAAAAGGUGUCGGCCUCGCUUUCGGUAUCGCGAUUAUGCAAUUUGUUGCCUCACUUUCCGUGAACCAGUUCAUGUAUCACAGUAUGAUGGUGGGCGGUCAAGCUCGUGCAGGAAUAAUUGCGAUAGUCUAUGCAAAGUCUCUCAGGAUCUCUGGCCGAGCUCGUGCUGGUGGCAUUGACCCGAGCAAGCCAGUCGUAACCCCGACUGCAAAGGAGCUCAAGGCAAUGAAGAAGGAGAAGACCCGUGAUGAUGAGAUUGGUUGGUCUAAUGGAAAGGUCAUGAAUUUGAUGAGUACGGAUACAUACAGAGUCGAUCAAUGCGCUGCUUGGUUUCACGUUAUGUGGACUUCACCUAUCCAAAUUAUUAUCACGCUCGUUCUUCUUAUCAUCAAUUUGUCAUAUUCAGCACUUGCCGGGUUUGCCCUUCUCUGCUGCGGGGUUCCCAUCCUCUCCAUGGUUGUCAGGACCCUCGCCAAGCGGCGCCGCAAAAUGACAAAGAUCACUGAUAAACGAGUAGCCCUAACGCAGGAAAUUCUAAUGGGUGUUCGUUUCGUCAAGUACUUUGGCUGGGAGAAAUCAUUCCUAUCACGACUUGAAGAGCUUCGUCGUCGUGAAAUCAACGCAAUUCAAUUUUUACUUGGUAUUCGAAGUGGUGUUACAGCUGUAGGGUUAUCGCUACCUAUUUUUGCCAGUAUGUUGGCGUUCAUCACCUAUUCGCUCACCGACAACUCGCUUGAUCCUGCUUCUAUCUUCUCUUCGUUGGCACUUUUCAACGGGCUGAGAAUGCCGUUGAAUUUGCUACCAAUGAUUAUUGCCCAGGCCAUCGAUGCAUGGGUUUCGUUGCAGCGACUGCAAGAAUACCUCCUCGCCGAGGAGAUCAAAGAUGAAGCGGAGAUCGACGACAACUCGACCCACGCAAUUGAGAUCUCGGGCGGUGACUUCACAUGGGAGAAAUCCAUGAACGAGAUGGAGAAAUUUCAAGGCGAGAGAACAAAAGCCCAACGGAGAACAGAUCGGAAACAACGGAAACAAGAUAAAAAGGAAGAAGCUGCAAAAGACAAGGAGCGUGAAGCGCACCCAGAAACAGCGUCGUUGUCUAGUGCUGGCACCUUGGAACCGUUUAAACUCAAAAAUGUUGAUCUCCAGGUUGGCCGUAAUGAACUUGUGGCUAUUGUCGGGGGUGUUGGAAGUGGGAAGACAUCAUUGCUUGCCGCCCUCGCAGGAGAUAUGAGGAAGACCAGUGGAGUCAUCAGGCGCGGAGCAACAGUUGCAUACUGUCCGCAAUACGCCUGGAUUCAAAACGCCUCUGUCAAAGAUAAUAUCCUCUUCGGCCGCGAUUUCGACGAGGCCUGGUAUCAACAAGUUGUUGAGGCAUGCGCGUUGCAGCAGGAUCUCGACAUGCUGCCCAAUGGCGACGCUACGGAAAUCGGAGAACGUGGAAUUACGGUGUCUGGCGGGCAGAAACAACGGUUGAACAUUGCAAGAGCCAUUUACUUCAAUGCUGAUAUCGUGCUGCUUGAUGAUCCAUUGUCGGCGGUUGAUGCGCAUGUCGGAAAGCAUCUCUUCGACAAGGCAAUUUGCGGGCUCCUCAACAACAAAUGUAGGAUUUUGGCGACACAUCAGUUGCAUGUUAUCAAUAAGGUUGACAGGAUUAUCUGGAUGGAAGAAGGCGAGAUUCAAGCUGUUGGUACAUACGAUAAGCUUAUGGAGACGAAUCCGGCGUUUGCGAAGAUGAUGGGCGAGAUCGCGACAGAGAACCAAGUGGAGAAAGCCGCGAACGAAGAAAACGAAGAGGAGGAAGAGAUCGAAGAAGUGGACGAGAAAGAAAAGAAGACCCCCCAACAACCGAAAGCAUUGAUGCAGGCCGAGGAGCGUAAUGUUAGUAGUGUUCCGUGGAAGGUCUACGAGGCAUAUAUCAAAGCCUCCGGAAGUAUUCUUGUCGCCCCGCUUGUUAUCUUUCUUCUCUGCCUUUCGCAAGCAACAAAUAUCAUGACUACGAUGUGGCUUGGAUACUGGACAAGCGGUAAAUACGGCCUGUCGAGAGGAACCUAUAUUGGUGUAUUUGCGGGAUUGGGAGUCGCUCAGAGUUUUCUCGUGUUUUUGUUUUCGUUUUCUUUGACGAUUGCCGGCACGAAGAGUAGCAGAGUCCUUAUGCACCUUGCGAUGAGGCAGACACUACGAGCCCCAAUGUCAUUUUUCGACACGACUCCUAUCGGUAGAAUCGUGAACCGGUUUUCAAAGGAUGUCGACGUUAUGGACAACAAUCUUACAGACGCCAUUCGGAUGUAUUUCUUUACCAUCUCUAUAAUUUCGUCCGUCUUCGUUCUUAUCAUUGUCUACUUCCAUUACUUCGUAAUCGCCCUUGUUCCCCUCGCCAUGUUCUUCCUAUUCGCCUCUUCCUACUACCGCGCCUCUGCGCGUGAAGUAAAGCGCCAUGAAUCUGUGCUCCGCUCCGUUGUUUACGCCAAAUUCGGCGAAGCCCUCUCGGGAACCGCCAGCAUUCGCGCGUACGGCCUCCAAGAGCGUUUCAAGGACGAAAUCGACAAGGCUAUCGAUGGUAUGAACUCCGCAUAUUUCGUUACCUUCGCCAAUCAGCGUUGGUUAUCCCUUCGUCUUGAUGUGGUUGGUAACCUGCUCGUCUUUACAACAAGUAUUCUCGUUGUAACAUCCCGAUUCGAUGUCAACCCUAGUAUCUCUGGGGUGGUACUGUCAUACAUUCUCCAACUCGUUAUGAUGUUCCAAUACAUGAUUCGCCAGCUCGCAGAGGUUGAAAACGCCAUGAACGCUACUGAGCGCAUUCAUCAUUAUGGGAACUACCUCCCGUCAGAAGCCGAGCUGCACAAAGGUGCAAUCCGCCCUGCAUGGCCCGAGCAUGGAGAGAUCGAAAUGAGAGAUGUGAAGAUGCGGUACAGAGAUGGACUGCCACUCGUCCUCAAGGGCUUCGACAUGCACGUCAGGGGAGGUGAAAGAAUUGGUAUCGUUGGCCGAACUGGUGCGGGGAAGAGCUCAAUCAUGAGUGCAUUGUUCCGCCUGGUAGAGCUCAGCGAGGGAAGCAUCAUGAUUGACGGUGUCGAUAUCUCCAAAAUUGGACUCCAUGACCUCCGCAGCAAGUUGGCGAUUAUCCCGCAGGACCCCACGCUUUUCCGCGGGACCGUUAGGAGUAAUUUAGAUCCGUUUGGCGAACGCACAGAUGAAGAGCUCUGGAGUGCGCUCCGACAGUCCAAUCUGGUUGAAGAAUUAGCCGACGGUACCAGCGGUGGUAGAAUCACAUUAGACGGGGUUGUGGAGGAGGAGGGAAUGAAUUUCUCUUUGGGCCAGAGGCAGCUGAUGGCGCUAGCAAGGGCACUGGUGAGGGGCAGCAGGAUCAUCGUGUGCGACGAGGCCACAAGUAGUGUGGAUAUUGAGACAGAUAGGAAAAUCCAGAAAACGAUUGUGGAAGGAUUUGCGGGGAGGACUUUAUUGUGCAUCGCGCAUAGGCUGAGAACCAUCAUCAAAUACGAUAGAGUCUGUGUGAUGGAUGACGGGCGUAUUACUGAAAUGGACACCCCAUUGGCAUUAUUUGAGAAGGAAGGUGGCAUAUUUAGGGGCAUGUGUGAUAGGAGUAAGAUUAGGAGGGAGGAUUUCUUUGCGGUCGAUGAGUAA